Molecule: messenger RNA, 7784 nt
Organism: Hyla sarda
Lineage: Eukaryota; Metazoa; Chordata; Amphibia; Anura; Hylidae
Gene: SLC6A8
Product: solute carrier family 6 member 8
Exons: 13
Coding region: 620-2551 (643 amino acids)
Biological process (GO): sodium ion transmembrane transport
Cellular component (GO): membrane
Source: RefSeq, a predicted model, not a curated record
AAGGCGAGAAGAGGGAGGGCAAGACUAGAGAGGAGGGUUUGAAGGGAGGAACUAUCUAGCCUGGGCUUUUAAGCCUGAGGGUGCAGGAGAGUAGAAUUCAGAAAUCUCUGUAGCUCGACGGCGAUAUAGCUGAUAACGGACUGAAUUACACUGCAAUUUAGGCCGUAUUCUGGGGGGCUUUGGUUUUCCACUAAUCCCCCCAAAUUUCCUCCUUCUUUGACAUCCAACGCUGUAACCCAUGAGAUUCUUCCGGCUCACCUUUAAGUGCUUUGUGGACGGUUUCUGACUUUCCCCCCCUAGACCCCUACCCCCCCUUUUCUUCUCCUCAUUUUUGAGAUCUUUUUUAUAAUCCCCAUAAAUUUCAAUUGCCAAAUCGAUCGACUUUUUUGAUUUCUUUAUUUUAAUUUUUUUUAUUCUAUCGGUUGUACUGUAAUUUUUAUUUUAUUAUAUAUAUAUAUAUAUAUUUUUGUUCAUUUAUAGUAUUAUUUAUUAUUUAUUUCUAAGGGGGGGGGGUUGUUAGAGCCACAAGCAGGUGGUAGGUAAAAAAGACGCGAGGAUCAAAGAACUGGUUGGGUACCCCCUGGUCCUUUUUUUUCAGGUGAGGUUUUUAGCUCGAAGGAUGGAAAAGAGGAGAUUGUCCUUGGAAAACGGCUGCUACAAAGUGAACGUGGAGGAGAAAAAUGGACAACUCAUACCGAGCGGGAACGGACACACUGACCUGUGUCAUAAUGGAUCUAUCAACGGGGGCAUCAUCUACCCCCCAAAGACCAGGGUUACCGUUCCCGAGAGGGACACCUGGACCCGACAGAUGGAUUUCAUUAUGUCUUGUGUGGGAUUUGCUGUUGGACUUGGAAACGUGUGGAGAUUCCCCUAUCUGUGCUACAAGAAUGGAGGAGGUGUCUUUCUCAUUCCUUAUGUCCUGAUCGCCAUCUUUGGAGGAGUUCCGAUUUUCUUCCUGGAAAUCGCCUUGGGACAGUUUAUGAAAGCUGGAAGUAUUGCUGUGUGGAACAUAGCUCCUCUUUUCCAAGGAAUCGGAUUUGCGUCUGUGGUGAUAGUCUUCUUCUGCAACACGUAUUACAUCAUGAUCUUAACGUGGGGUGUUUACUACCUGGUAAAGUCCUUCAAUUCAGUGCUGCCUUGGUCACAUUGUAACAACACCUGGAACUCCCCGGAAUGUGUAGAGAUCUUCAGGCAUGGCGACUGUAACAACGGUACGGCCAAUGCAACGUACGGGAAUCUGACCUGCGAUCAGCUUGCAGACAGUGUAUCUCCAAUUACAGAAUUUUGGGAGAAUAAAGUGCUGAGACUUUCCAGCGGUCUAGAUGAUGUGGGAACUAUCAACUGGGAGCUGCUUCUGUGCCUGCUCGCCUGCUGGCUGCUGGUCUACUUCUGUGUCUGGAAGGGCGUGAAGUCUACUGGAAAGAUUGUCUACUUCACGGCCACCUUCCCUUAUGUCGUCCUGCUUAUCCUCCUUGUUCGUGGCGCCAUGUUGCCUGGUGCUUCUGAAGGAAUCAUAUACUACCUUAAGCCCGACUGGUCUAAGCUUGGGUCUGCCCAGGUGUGGAUCGAUGCCGGGACACAGAUCUUCUUCUCGUAUGCCAUAGGACUGGGAGCCCUUACAGCACUGGGCAGCUAUAAUCGCUUUAACAAUGACUGCUACAAAGAUGCCUUUCUCCUCGCACUAAUAAACAGUGGGACCAGUUUCUUCGCUGGCUUUGUGGUCUUCUCCAUUCUUGGGUUCAUGGCAAAUGAGCAGGGAGUGGACAUUUCCAAAGUAGCUGAAUCAGGGCCUGGAUUGGCGUUUAUUGCAUAUCCCCGGGCGGUGAGUCUGAUGCCGGUGGCUCCUCUCUGGGCUGCUCUAUUCUUCUUUAUGCUGCUUCUCCUUGGUUUGGACAGCCAGUUUGUAGGUGUGGAAGGAUUCAUCACCGCCAUCUUGGACUUGCUUCCGGCCCGCUAUUAUUUCCGCUACCAACGAGAGGUAGCUGUGGCCAUUUGCUGCGUGGUCAUGUUCUUUAUAGACCUCUCCAUGCUCACGGAGGGUGGGAUGUAUGUUUUCCAACUGUUUGACUAUUACUCUGCUAGCGGAAUGACCCUCCUGUGGCAGACCUUUUGGCAAUGUGUUGUCGUUGCCUGGGUUUAUGGUGCUGAUAGAUUCAUGGAUGAUAUUGCCCGUAUGAUUGGAUAUCGUCCUUUCCCUUGGAUGAAAUGGUGCUGGUCUUUCAUCACACCCUUCGUCUGCAUGGCCAUAUUUAUCUUCAACCUAGUGAACUACAAGCCCCUGACGUACAAUAAGACCUACAUAUACCCAUGGUGGGGGGAAGCAAUCGGCUGGUGCUUUGCUAUGUCAUCAAUGCUCUGUGUGCCUGUGACCUUCCUCUACAAAAUCACACGUGCCAAGGGGACACUGAAAGAACGUUGGCGUCGUCUGACCGAACCCGUCUGGGGAGCUCAUCAUCUAGAGUACAUGUCACCUGAUCCAGAUGUCAAGAGCUUGACCAGCUUGAGCCCUGUGUCGGAUAACAAGGUCAUCAUCUUCGAGAGUGUUAUGUGAAGUGAGCGUCUACCACCUUUACUCCUGUCCUAAUCUUCAUUUUUCCAUUGAUGACCCGCAACGUCCCGCAAAAUAGACAGUAGAGUCCAACUCCCAAUGCAAACCUUCCCACCUAAUGCUGAAUCGUCAAGACGCGAAAAGAUUGGCCCAAAAGUAUUGGUGGUCGUGGAGGAAAUGUGAAGAAUUUGUCUUCUACGUCCUAGAUGUGAUCUGUUUCGAAAACAUCUGGAAAUUUACGCUAUGAACUUCUGUUAAUAUAAUCCCUCCAUGGAAUACCGGCAAAGUUUUGGCUACAAAGCAUAAGGUGACUCAAAAGUGAACAGGUUGCUGUGAUCUUCCUAUCCAACAUUAUUAUGGUUGUUUCGAUAUCAUCCGAGUGACUACCAUUACUGACCAGGAGGCUACUAGCCUGCUAGCUCUCUAGCCACAUUCUAACUACUCUGUCUAAUGGUAGAGGUUAUGGAGAAUCUCACCAACCUGGACUAAUAUCUCCUUUACCAAUUUGCUCUAAAUUGCCGACUAAAGAAAGUAGAAGGCUUUGAAGAAUCCUAACAAAAUAUUUAUGCCAAAAGCAGAAUACAUAUAACAGACAUCAUUGAGUAAUGCCAGAUUCACAAUUUAGGGGGUCUUGCCAAAUGCUUUUGGGAUAUCAAAAUAAAUCCCGUCUUCCUUUACUACCAGGAACACUCAUCCCGAAAUAUCCUGUAAAACAAAUAACAUAAGCACCCAUAAUGCACUGUGGCGUGGCACUUGCCAAUGUAAAUAAUACUGGUGUUUGGAGGGAUUGCUAUGACCGCUUGAUGCCAGCAAUGAGCACGAAGUUAGAUGGCGAGCUGACGGGAUUAACCCUUUGAGACCUCCGCAUUACACCCCGUGCAUGCACCCUCUGAAGGAAAGGUGGCCAGGUCAAUUCACUUGCAUCACUUGCAGACCACGGCAAAAGCUGUAUUUUGCACUUUUUUUUAAAAUUUUUAAUCAGUAUAUUUGUGAAGGCAUGUUGCGUGUACAGGUGAACCCCCUGAGGACGCCACCGGUAUUAGCAAACACGUAAAAACACAAAAUCGCUGCUCAAUAUAGUAUCCGUCCCUGCUGAGAAGGGAGACCUCUGCUGCUAUAGGCACUGCUGUGACCCACGUCCAUUUUGUGCCUCUAGAAACAGUGAAACCUAUGCAUCAACCAAUGCAAUCAUCAUGAAGCUUUAGAAUAUAAUUUAAUAUAGGGAGUGUUGAAGCAAUGUGGGCCAACAAAAAAAAAAACUGCGUCGAAGACCAGACGGGUCUGAACGGGAACAUAGACAGAAAACUUAAUACAUCCCAUUAACACAAACCCACAUUUCUUCUCUACAUAUCCCAUUGUGAACAUAGAUGUAAGCUAAAUCCGUCCAUUAUUCUCCUGGCAGUCCGUGGGUGGGAAAAAGGGAAGAGUAACGCUAAUAUGCAUUAAAAAUAGGUGGUUCCGGGGCAAUUUGGGGUCCUCGAAAGGUUGUCAUACAUUUUCGAUAACUCUGGGCCAAACGUUAGUUCAGCCAAUGAUUAUCUCGCCCAACUACCCUAUACACAUGAAUUUUUAUGUGUUUUUUUUAUGGGGAGGGGUAAGCCACUGCCAGAUAGCUCUAGCUCCUGCUUACUCCUACAAGAAGAAAAGGGACGGGUGACAAAGAUCCAACACACCCGACCCUUGGAGAGUUGGAAGGUCGUCAUACACCUUAGACCUGUAUUUCGCAACCAGUUUGCCUCCAGCUGUUGCAAAACUACAAUUCCCAGCAUGCCAGGACAGCCAACGGCUGUCCUGGCAUGCUGGGAGUUGUAGUUUUGCAACAGCUGGAGGCACACUGGUUGCGAAACACUGCCUUAGACAGUCGACAACCUGCCAAUGGCGGGGAGUUCGGACAAAUUUAGUAUUAGGUGUAUGGACACAUUUAGGCAGAGGCAUACCUUGAGGCUCCUGGGCCCUAGUUCAAGAUCUGGAAAGGGGCCCCCGCUGACCAUGUGCCAUAUGUGAUUACGUGGCAGAGGGGGUAACUUUGCACCCUCUAUUGUGAGAUCGAAAGCAAGCUUAGUAAGCCUACAGCAGAGUAUUGUUACCCUAUGGUAUAAUGCAUCAUGGGAAAUCUCUCAAGUCUACAAAUAGUCACAUAAAUACUUGAAUUCUACAAUUUAAUCUGAUAUUUACAGAUAAAAAAUAAUAAUAAUAAAUAUAUUUUAUAAAUAUAUAUAUAUAUAUAUAUAUAUAUAUAUAUAUAUAUAUACAAAACCUACUCCUAAAUAAAAAAUAAACGGACUGGAAUGAUAUGUGCUUCCCAUCCCAGCAUCCUUAGCAGCAGAAUUAGUUGUGCUCAAGAGCUUUUUUAAAAAGAAAAAAAAAUAUUUAAAAAAAUAAAUAAAUAAAUAAAAAAAGAAAAGAAAAAAAUGCAAAAGUCUAAUUUUGUUAUACGGUAAAUAUUUUUGUGCCGCAAAAGGUGAUUUUUAUUUUUUUCUUGGGGUGAUAAAACAAGUAUAGAGAUAACGUUUUUAUGAAGAAAAGUAUGAAAAAAAAAUUUGCUAUAUUUUGUGACUUUGUGAAAAGGGAGAACAAAUACGGAUCAGUUCAUAUGGAUUCAUGGCGGGGAUUUUGAGAAUGUAAAGGGAAAUAUUGUGCGGCGAUGAAGUCAUCCCUGUCACAAUUAAAGUUAGGGUUAUUUUUACAGGCAAUUUAAUGGGCCUCAGUUGUUGCCCCUAGCAACCAAUCAAAGCUCAGGUUUAAAUCUUUGUAGAAAUGAAAGCUGCGCUGUGAUUGGUUGAUGAGGGGCUGUUUAUCCGUCCAUUUUGAUGAAUGAGGGUCCUUAUACCUUACCGUGCCAACAUUGUCAUUUUAUCAGGCCUCCUUGGGCCUUUAUAUGUUCAUGGACUAGAUUUUUCAAUAGAGCUUUAUGUUGCCCCUAGCAACCAAGAAAAUGACAGCUAUUUAAACUGGAAUCUGAUUGGUUGCUAUGGACAACGGCUCCAGCCUAUGUCUGCACUAGUUUCUAUAAACCACGCUAGCCAUGGUGUUCAAUACAGCCAAUCAGGGUCCGGCUUUUAUUUUUUGCAAAUGAAAGCAAGCCUCUAAUUGGCUGCCGUGAGGAACGCUAUUUUACCUCAGCACGUGUCGUGUAGAAAACUUUAUUAGCAAAUUCUAACAAAGUUACGGGGGGGGGGGGGGGGGGAACUACAUUCAUUAUCACAGUAUAUUACAGAAGGUUUUACCAAAACCAUGAAAUACCAACGAGAAUGUGAAUUUAUAUUGUUUAUUUUCUUAGUUAUUUAAAUCACAUAUUAAUUAGUAAUUUAUUUUUUCUAAGUCCAAUGACAGUUUUUCAAAAAAUUGCAGAGUGGCUUUUUUUUCCCUUUGAAAUUUUUAUUUUAUUUUAGUACUAUGAAGUCACGCACCUUUUUUUUAAAUGACAUUGAAAAUAAAAUAAUGUGAGUUUUUUAGACAUGUUUUGAGGUUAUUUUUUCUUUUGGGACUUUUUUUUUUGCUAUUUUGGGGCCAUUAUUACAAUGUAUAGCCACAAAAACAGUUAUUUGGGGGUAUUUUAUUAUUUUUGGCCCAGAAUUCAAACCAAAAUAAGGACAUAUUUUCAGCACUUAAUUUUAUGGCCGUAACAAUUACGGAUUAAAAAUGUAUGUAAGUGUUAACAAACAGCCUAUUUUAUUGAAUCCAAUGGGAAAUAUAUGCCCCUCUUUUGCCCAACUUUUAAACCGUAAAAUGGCCGUUUUACAGCCUAUAUCUGGCAAAUAAUUGGCGUGGGAACAAUGGUUAACGCUGACUAAAGCGACACAAAUCCAUGUUUAAUGUUUGCUAGGUUCUCUCUCUUAAAGGGCUUGUACAGAAUUGGUAAAACAUAGCUACCUUCUUCCUAAAGCAGCAACAUUCCUGUCCACGGGUCAUGUCUAGUAUUGCGCCUCAGCUCCAAUAAAUAAGACUGAACUGCAAUAUCACAGGUGGACAGAUGUGGUGCUGUUAUUAGAUAAAAAUUGCCGAUGUUUUUCUAAUACCAUACAACCCCUUUAUUUCACAGCCUCAAGCAGAUUUACCGAUAGGAACCCUUCACAUACCCUAUAGGGCAGUGGUCCUCAACCCAUUCAAGGUCCAGCAACAUUCCAGGUUUACUCCAUUGUACUAGAACAGGGAAAAAACUAAAAUCCUGGACUGUUGGUGGGCUUUAAAGGGGUGCUGCAGCCGAAAGUUUCUGAUCGCGCGGGGUGGGGGGGCGGGGGCUUCCAACUGCGGGGACCCCACUCGAUCUCCGGAAUGGGCCCCGACUCCGAGUGAAGAGCGUGUGCAGUAAACUAUGGGAGCUCUGAAGAGACUCGAGUCCAGCACUCGGCAAACAUCAGAGCUCCCAUAAAAAUGAAUGGAGCCUGUCCCGGAGUUUGCGGAGGGUCCCAGAGACACUCAAGACAACCGGAACCCCCUCCUCCCCCGCUAUAAGCUACUUAUCCCCAAUCCUGUGGAUAGGGGAUAAGUUAAUUUCGGCUCCAGUACCCCUUUACUGGGAUAGGGACUUCUGCCAUAGGGGACUCGCUUGACAUGCUGUGAAUAACUGGACAAUUCUCGGUUAACUAUUAGUCUAGUUAAAUACAUAGGGUCUACCAUCCCCAAACUCGAAGAUUUAAGGCUUUCUUUUUUUUUUUUUUUAGCUGUGCCAACACAUUUCAGGGUAUUCAUAGAACUUUUUCCGUAGACCGUGGGAUAUUUAUAAGUGUUUAGAAGGAAUGUGCAAACUAAGUGAGUCUUGAAAACAGUCCUUGCUGACUUUCCUUGGGUAAUGAUUGCUCUAUUGGUUUUGUUGACCUAGUGGUUGGUUAAUCUUUUUAUUGAUCUUUCUUGUGAAUAUUUUGCUUUUCAGUUAAUAUUUUCUUUAUUACCUGAAGUCCACCGUAUUGAAGUUUAUGAAUAACUGUCAACAAAUCCAUUCUGUAUUAUUCUGUCCAUAUUCUGUAAUAUUUCAGCUUUAACAUUUUAUGGUAACUACCUCUCAACGGAGGGUUGGCUGUGAAAGCUAGAGUCACUUCUCAGGGUUCUCCGGAACUGAUAGAUGAGUCCUAUCUAAUUUUUAGGGUGAUUCAUUGACAAGGCUUUUAUGAAUCUAUGAAUGUAAUUAAAGGGGUUGUACAAUGUUAGAAAAAAAAUGGCUUCUUCCUGUAACAGAAACAGUGUGGGCUACCAAACAAUACCUAUGGCAGUGGUCUCAAACUGUGGCUCUCAAGAU